AUGGCGCAAGACCCUGCUAUGGUUUCUGGUAACGACGCAGCCGCAUUUAGAACGCUCAAGCCUUUCUGCGUGGCGCUUUCUAAGUUGGCGUUUCUUCCACAGCAGUCGUUCGAUGGAGAUUCGAUUGAACUGGCCACAAGUCUCGAAGCGCUGCGGCUACAAUUACAGAAAUGCCGUGAAACACACAAGGUAGUUUCGCCGAAGAUUGCAGACUAUGUGUUUGUCCCUAUAUCGUCCCUUCUGAAGCAGGAUUCGCUGUGUGAGCGAAGCACGGGAGCUGUGCUGGGGGUCAUCGGGGAACUGGUAAAGCUGUGCUGGAGCGAGGCCGGGACGCUUCCCCUUCCACUUGCGCAGCAGCUGUUGACCCUGUGUGCGUUCUUGGCUAGCCCAGAACGCGGCAAUUCGCCUAUCUUGGCCAAGCCUGGGGACUUCAAGUGGAUUGCCGUCGAUACGCUGGGGGCGCUACUCCAGGCCAUAGCGGUCCAGAAGACGGCAGGAGUGUACGACUUCAACGUGACGACGCACUCCUCUCCGGCUCUCGGGCACGCGGUGACCAUUCUGCUGGACGUGCUGCUGCAUGAGGUUGAGGACUCGGCGCUAGAGCUGCGCGUGGUUGAGAUCUUGGGAAUGCUUUACAGAGACAUGAUCGGCGACGGCGAGGUGCUGUCGUACAUUUUACCUGGCAAUGUUUCGACGUUCACCAAGCUCCUGCUGAAGCCAGGCCUGACGGUCAACUACAUGGUUGUCUGUGCUCUACUGGAUCUCUUUGCAGACCUCCUCUGCCUGGUGUAUGGCGAUGCCAGCCUGGGACUAUCGCUGCGACCAAUUGGCAGUCUUCAAGAUGCAUUGGAGAGUGGUAAGCGCGGAGCGCCUGGUGAUGCUCACGGUGCUAUUACAUGGCCCGCAGAUAGACAGGGCCCGCAUAGGAACGAAAGCUGGCUGCGCGGCACAUCAGGCCAGUUAAAGAAGGCCUUGGGUGGUCUGAUACCGAAGCUGUUGAUGCGCAGCAACCAGAAAAUCAACGAGCAUCUGAACCGGUUUGCGCAAACUGUGCUGAAGACAUGCGGGGAUUCCCUGCUGCAAUGCCAAGACGAGCUUAUCAAGGCACUAUUGGGUACGGACGAUGGCGGCGAUCCUACUCUCGAUUUGGUGCGUUUCCGUCCAACGUUGACCAGUCUGCUGGAAAAAGACACAGAGAAGCUGGGAGAAAUGAUUAGACUAGGAUCCAUUAACGAGCUACGAAUAAUGAAAAAUCUUCUGGCAGCUCUAGGUUUAGUACAGAAUCUGGAAUCCGGUUUUCUUACACAUGUCCUCACGAAACUACAUUCAGAAUUAUAUUUGCACUUGCAGCUCGAAGUGCCCUCGAUUAAAAAUACCAAAGUUUUAGAACAAUCUGGCCGACUAAUCGUAACUAGCUUCGACUUAGAGAGUGAGGAUUGCUAUGUGCGGCAACUACUUCGCUACAUUGGUAAAGAUACUGAAAAUGCGAUUGAGGCUCUUGUCCGUGGAAUUGGCGCUCGCUGUAAAACUGAAACGCUAGACGAUAUUGUCGGAUGGCUGCUAUCGUCGCACAGUGAACCCCUACCGUCCGCUCUCGCAAUCUGGCUGUCUUCUCAGCUGCUUCAAGGCUAUAUUUUGCAACCGUCGGUAAAGGACCAAUGUGAAGAAUAUUUAGUAUUUGAUGAAGACUCCGAUAAUACUCCACUGAACUGCACGUAUGCGCUGUUGGAGCAAUGUACACAGUUACUUACCACCUCCACCACCAGCAUCUCUGAAGUGACUAAGGGCACGCUCUCAGGGGCGGAUGAGAUGACCGCUCUGCUCUGCUUGGAUGGAUUCAGGACGGCUAUCAAAGUGAUGCAAGAAGACUUCAGGGAUGAACUUAUAGAAUAUCUGUAUCCAUUGGUGGAUUCGCUUGCAUCAUCAUCCCAGGACAUCCGUUCAAUGGCACAGCUCGCGAUAUUAGAACUGAGCGGUGUACUUUAUGGCGGCUCGGUCAGAACCUUACUAUUGGAUAACACGGACUAUAUGAUAGACUGCAUUUCGCUGAGACUAGAGAACUGCGUCACUGACAGGGUAGCCACGAUACUGGGCGUUCUAUGCAAAAUUGUCGGGUUUGAGAUAGUCGAACAAUUCCAAGACGUCAUAAACCAAAUAUUCAGAAUGCUGGACUACUAUCACGGCUACCAAGAUCUUACUUUGGAGUUCUUUCUACUUUUUGAAGUGAUAGUAGAGGAGAUAAGAAAUAAAUACAUGUCCCAGAAGACAGAUUUGCUACUGCCGUCCUCCACCCAUGCUUCUCGAAGCAAUUUCCAGCCGUGGGGCAAUACAAAUCUCGACCAGAUGUUGUUGCUUUUGACACCACAAAAGGAAUCCGCAGUCGAUUCACCAGAGGACCCCUCACAUGAUCAUUUUUCUGCCUCUCAAUUCUUCAAAGACCGCCUUGAAGCAGACAGCGACGAUGAGGUGGACGAAACGGACGAUGCCCAGGCAGAGCCCCAGGCAGACAUCUGGGAGUCUCCCAUACCGAGAGAACCCUACCGCAUUCUACUCCAAUUUAUAAAUUAUUGCGACCGCCUCCUGACACAUCCCUCCAAACAUGUCCGCAUUCAAAUCCUGAGGCUCCUGCAGAAACUCAUACCGAUGCUGGCCACUCAGUACAACACAAUGCUCCCAAAGAUAGCCCGCGUAUGGGAUCUACUUGUGGAUCUCGCUACAGGCUCGGAUCCCGCCCUGCUCAAAGAGACUUUUGCCGUCCUGACACUUGCUGUUUCACAUAGUGGUGACUUCCUGAACAAGCGGUUUAUAGACUUCUGGGCCAAGCUCCGCCUUGAGUCCUCCCUUUUUGGCCAACAGCGGGCCCGCAAGAUGCACCAGUUUUUGUCCAAACCCCCACUCGAUCUCCAGCACACUUCCUCUCCCCUUCGCGAGGCACAGUUGAGCCUGUGCAGUCUCUUGGUCGCCGGCAUUGCAAACUGCGAGCUGCUGCUUUCAGAGAAAAAGCUUGCCGAUAUGCUCUCAUUCAUAAAAGCAUGCAAUGCAACAGACCACCUAAUACUACAACACAAACUCUCGAUGCACUGUAUUGACAUUCUGUACUCAUUUUCUGCGUAA
This is a messenger RNA of Eremothecium gossypii ATCC 10895, 3114 nucleotides long. RefSeq names its product Tti1p (gene TTI1). The coding region runs from base 1 to 3114 and encodes 1037 amino acids. Gene Ontology annotation, biological process: chromatin remodeling. NCBI's taxonomy places the organism in Eukaryota, Fungi, Ascomycota, Saccharomycetes, Saccharomycetales, Saccharomycetaceae. The record is from RefSeq and is marked provisional. The transcript has a single exon. Gene Ontology annotation, cellular component: cytoplasm.